UUCGAAACAUUUCUGGGUCAUUUGAAAAUGUAAAUAUUCAGAAUUUCAGUAAAACAAAACACACAAAUUAACGAACAUCGGUAGAAAUCUCCCAAUCCCAUACAUAAUGUUGUCCCCAAGGAAAGUUGAUGGCCGUUGGGGCUCCCCUCCUGGGAACGAUGCCAAGUAUAUGCAACAUCGACCAUCAAAGGCGAAGGACUCUAAGAGGGAUACACUGAAGGAAAAAUCGGGGAGUAUUAAGCCAAAAAGUAGUUCUACGAGCAAGAGUGGCAGUCGCAGGAAUACGAUGACACAGAAACCGCAACAAACCAACGAGAAAGAUGCGGAGAAGAAUAACAAACAGCCGGAGAAAUCGCGCAAGGAGGCGGUCUACGAUGCCAAGAUGAAUCUCCUGUUCAAUGAUUUCUUUGUGAUGCUCGACAGCAGCCCCCUGCCAGAGGAGGCAUUCGACAUCAAAUCGCAGGAGUAUAGAUACGCGUCGCAGUGGAUCAAUAAACUGAUGACCAUGAAGUGCGGCACGCUGCUCGAGGGGCGCAUCCGCAACGCCUACAUGAGUGCACUGAGUGUGUGUUUCAAUCAGAAGCGCCUCUACGGUAUCUUCGACCAGAUGCCCCCUGAUGAGCUCGAGUGGAUUGACUUUGCGGACACCUCGCAUCAUGGGUCGUUGGUGCAGGAGACGGUCGCGAACUGUGCCAUGCAGGUCACGUCGAAGAUGAUGCAACAGUUUGCCUCGAUGGGUGGACCACAUCGAUCCUUUGAUCCGUUUAGGGGCUUGCCGCAGCAUCUUAUCGAGCAUACAAGGGGAUUGGGUCGCCCUCAGUUCGUUGGGGAGCAGCGCCAGCAACAGGAACAACAGUUCCAGGCCCAGCUCCAAGUACAGGCUGAAUCUCUACGACUCGUGGAACAGACGCAAACAUUCUACGAUCCUUUGACCUUUCCGGCACCGCCCCAUGCGGCCGAACAGUCGGGUCCACACCAAAGACCCUCGCAAGUAAAAUUCGACACCUUCGGGUCACCCCCGCGCUUCAUUGCGGGCAAUGUAGAAGGAAGACAGUUCAACCCGUCAGGGCAGACAAUUGAGGAUUUGGGCAAUGCCUUCAAAGAGUCUCCUUCGUCUUCUGCUGCGCCCAAACGUUCCAUUCUGAAGCGGAGAUCCAGCACCGGCACGAUGGUCUCGCGCCAUCGUGCCAAACCAACACAUCCCAAGGCAGCCGUGUCCUUCAAUGAGAAGAAAUACUUUGACGAUGAAAUUUGGACUAAAAGUCCAAUACACUCCUACAGAAUGGAAUUCGCAAAGGCGGCCUCAUCAUCUAAAUAUAAAAGUGCAUCGAAUGCUACGAAAAUGAAAUUUAGUCCAGGUCCCAGAGAAGAUGAGGAUGCUGAUGGGGAGGGAAGCGAGGACUUUCCCGUGGAGCAGGCGAUCAAAGGAUCAAUGCAGGAAGAGCACGGGUUCAAGAAAUCAAGCCAGAAGGCGCACCAGCAGCCCACCAUGCGCCAGAAAUCUCAAGGCACCCAGACGAAACUGUCGCGGUCCUCGGACAUGAGCUUCCUCAUGAAGUGCAUUCAUCGCGAGCUGAGCGGUGAGACAUCCGAGGGAGCAGACGCCUAUAUGGAGAGUGAACUUGUGAACUACAGGCAAUUUGUCAGCCAACACAGAUGCAACGAUGCCGAAUUCAAGAAGAAAAUGAACAGGGGAGAUCCCAUUGCGGAAAGGAUAUAUCUGUUGAUCAAUAUGCAAGCGGAUUUGACCAAAUUGAUGUCCCUUGAACGGAGAGAAAUUUACAAGGAUUAA
This is a messenger RNA of Drosophila obscura, 1792 nucleotides long. RefSeq lists its product as uncharacterized. Lineage: Eukaryota; Metazoa; Arthropoda; Insecta; Diptera; Drosophilidae. Bases 107 to 1792 code for a protein of 561 amino acids. The transcript has a single exon. The record is from RefSeq and is a predicted model, not a curated record.